This is a messenger RNA of Komagataella phaffii GS115, 1686 nucleotides long. Its product is annotated as Plasma membrane arginine permease, requires phosphatidyl ethanolamine (PE) for localization. Gene Ontology annotation, biological process: amino acid transmembrane transport. The record is from RefSeq and is a predicted model, not a curated record. Gene Ontology annotation, cellular component: membrane. The transcript has a single exon. The coding region runs from base 1 to 1686 and encodes 561 amino acids. NCBI's taxonomy places the organism in Eukaryota, Fungi, Ascomycota, Pichiomycetes, Pichiales, Pichiaceae. Gene Ontology annotation, molecular function: amino acid transmembrane transporter activity.
AUGGUCAACCAUGGGGAAAUCUUUGAAUCCGAUGAUACCCUACAAACCGAAAAUUUUUCAAAAACCAAGUCUAACGGCUUUAAAGAUGAGACCUACGAACUAGAAGAUUGGCAAAGAAAUAAUCCUCACCUCAACAUUGAAAAAGGAGAUCUCAAAGAAACAGAGUUGAAAAGAAACUUGAAACCGAGACAUGUUUCGAUGAUCGCUCUCGGUGGUACCAUUGGUACUGGUCUGUUCAUUGGAACUGCUACUCCUUUACAGAUUGCAGGCCCAGUUAAUGCUUUGAUCGCUUAUAUUUUCAUGGGUAGUUUAGCCUAUUCAGUGACACAAUCUCUGGGAGAGAUGGCCACGUACACUCCUAUUUCAGGCUCCUUCUGCGUGUUCAAUACUAGAUACAUUUCAAAGGCUGUUGGGUUUGCAACAAGUUGGCUGUACUGGUGGAACUGGUCCACUACCUUUGCCAUUGAACUUUCCAUUAUCGGCCAGAUUAUCCAAUAUUGGACUGACGCUGUUCCACUGUGGGCUUGGAUCUUAAUUUUCUACUUUGUUCUGGUUGCAGCUAAUUUCGUCCCUGUUCAAUAUUAUGGUGAAGUUGAGUUCUGGAUCGCUUCCAUCAAAGUUAUUGCGAUUAUGGGAUUCAUUGUCUACGCCCUGUGCAUCGUCUGUGGUGCUGGUAGAACUGGUCCAAUUGGAUUUAGAUACUGGAGAAACCCUGGGCCUUGGGGUCCCGGUAUCCUGGUAGCUAACAAGAACACGGGGAGAUUCUUGGGUUGGCUAUCUUCUUUAGUCAAUGCUGCCUUUACUUACCAGGGUGUAGAGUUAACCGGUGUUUCCGCAGGUGAAACUUCCAAUCCAAGAAAGACAGUUCCGAGGGCUAUUAAUAAGGUCAUCUUCAGAAUUUUGAUUUUCUACGUUGCAACUUUAUUCUUCCUAGGAUUAUUGGUUCCUUACAAUGACCCAGAAUUAUCAUCCGACACUUCCUACAUUGCUUCAUCGCCAUUUGUUAUUGCUAUUAAGAACGCUGGAACUCCCGUUCUUCCUCACAUUUUCAACGCCGUUAUUUUAACAACUGUCAUUUCUGCUGGUAACUCCAACGUAUAUGUGGGCAGUCGUGUGAUGUACUCUAUGUCCACAGCGGGAAUUGCUCCAAAGUUUUUCUCUUGGACAACUACUUGGGGUAUCCCUUACCUAUCGGUGAUGGCCACGUCUUUGAUUGGUCUUUUGGCCUUCCUUAACGUGGAUCAAGAUGGUAAAACUGUCUUUGAGUGGUUGGUCAACAUCUCAGCUGUAUCCGGUUUGAUUGCCUGGGUGUUCAUUUCUGUCGCCCAUCUUAGAUUUAUGAAGGCCCUAGAGUGGAGAGGAGUAUCCAGAGACGAGUUGCCCUAUAAAGCCAAGUACAUGCCAUGGUUUGCCUGGUAUGCUGCCAUUGCUAUCACCAUUAUUACAUUCAUCCAGGGUUACGACAGUUUCUUUGACUUCAACGCAUCUGACUUUUUCACUGCUUAUAUUUCGUUGAUACUGUUUUUUGCCCUAUGGAUAGGAGCUCUUGUGUGGUACCGAGAACCCAUUAUGCGUUCAGUCGCAGACAUUGACUUGGAUACCGACAGAAAAGAGAUCGAUAUGCUCAUAUGGGAGGAGCAAGAGCCUACAAACAUUUGGGAGAAGUUUUGGGGUAUAGUAGCAUAG